Pelodiscus sinensis (Chinese soft-shelled turtle) is the source of this 6703-nucleotide messenger RNA. RefSeq names its product GLE1 RNA export mediator (gene GLE1). Gene Ontology annotation, cellular component: nuclear pore; nuclear pore cytoplasmic filaments; cytoplasm. Gene Ontology annotation, molecular function: phospholipid binding; inositol hexakisphosphate binding; translation initiation factor binding. The record is from RefSeq and is a predicted model, not a curated record. Gene Ontology annotation, biological process: poly(A)+ mRNA export from nucleus. Lineage: Eukaryota; Metazoa; Chordata; Testudines; Trionychidae.
UUGUUGGUUUUCUUGGGUCUGUCUUGAAGAUGGUUUCUGGGUAUUCGUCUGGCUCUUUCAAUUUGCUUUUUUACUUCUCGGGGUGGGUAGUUGAGGGUUAUACAUGCUUGGUAGAGACCCUGAAGUGACACCAGACUAACAGGGCUACAUUUCUAUCACUGGCUCUGAAGAGGCCGCCCCUUGGUUGAGCUGGCUCGUUUCCAUCAGCAUAGACAAAUCUUGUUCUGUUGCAGUUGCUCUGGGGAGGGGAUGGUCGCUUUGUGCUGCUGAGCCCAGGCACGGACACAACGGGGAGUAUGUCCGGCUCUCAGGGGCCUGGCGUUUUCACUCGCAGGGCGGCGGUUGGUUCCCCGUCGGGCAGCCCCUGGAAACACGAACCUGCGGGGGGCUGAGGGGUUAACAGGCGGCGCCGCACCAGCAGACCCCAAGGCCCAUUGAGGGCUGCAGCGCUUUCUGCGCGCCAGCAGGGGACGAUACGGCGUCUCCGUAGCGUCACUGCGGUUUCCUCAUGGAAGGGGGAGGGGGGGCAGAAGAACUGCAGGUGCCCGGAAACAGAACGAGCGUGCGUGAGGGGUCAAAGGUCAUUGUGUUCCCGUCAUGCGCGGCGGUUGGCGGAGCUGCAACUGGUCGGUAGCGAGCCUGGGGCUGGGUCGAGAUGCCGUCGGAGCGGUACCGCUGGGAGACCCUGGAGGCGCUGAAAGGCUCCAGCAAGGGGCAGUUGAGCUACUCCCGGGAUUGGCUGCUGCGCGGUGAGGAUAUUUUGGAAGGAUGCAGGUGCCCUCCAAAGUUAUCUCCCUACUCUGGUUGGGUGCUGGAUCGAGUGAUCUCCCAAUCUCUACAGGAAACGCCUCUCUCCCGAAGUUCAUCACCCAAUGAAUCCAUUCCCCCUACAGAUGACCAACCACCUUCCCUUGCAAAGACCACUUCUCCUGCCAGCCAGCUGAACUCUUCACCACUUUCAUCUGCAGCACGCAGUGAAACAAAGGGCAAUGAAGAUCUUAGCCUGCUUGACACAGAUCACGAAGUCCAUCUUAUGGUUCUACCAUCUAAAGUUACAGAGGUGGAAGGCUGCAUAUGGAUGUAUGAAGAGGUCCACAGAUUGAAAGGAAAGGAGGGGCUCAGGCAGAGGCAGGAGCAGCAAGAGGAGAUGGUGAGAGCGGUUUCUGAUAUGGCAAGUGAGCAACUGAAGCGUUUUGAUGAGCUAAAGGAAUUAAAACAGCAUCAAGAAUACCAGGACCUGCAGGAAGUGAUGGAGAAGAGCUCCAGAGAGGCCCAGGGUCAGCAGGAGAAGUUGAAAGAGGAACAUCGCCACAGAGCAAAGAUUUUAAACCUGAAACUUCGUGAAGCAGAACAGCAGAGGCAGCGUCAGGAAGAGUUGGAGCGUCUGCGCAAGGAAGAAGGCCAGGAAAGGUUGCGACGCCUCUAUUCUAUACAGGAGGAAGUGCUGCAGCUUAAUCAGCAGAUUGACCCCAACUACAGACAUAAAGACUUGCCAAGGAUAGAUCUCUCCGCGUUCAGUAACCGUGGCAACCAGAUCUGCGGGCUAGUGUCCGGACUUAUUCGCACUACUAGUGAGAGAGGUUUCCCUAUGCAGGUAGAUGUAGCCAACACUGAGCGAGCACUGCAGGAAAUGCGAGGAUUAAUAGCUAGUAUGCAGCAAGAAAUUGCCACAGCUGUGGAAGAGAAGAGGAAGCGGGAUGAAGAAGAGGAGAGAGAGAGGCAGCAGCAGUUACAGAAACAAGAGCAGUUGAAAGCCCAGACUCCCGUUCCUGUACAACAUCCUACGGGAAGAGAGAAAAAGGAAGUAUUAGGACUUCAGGUUAAGGCAGCAGAGAGCACUAUGCAGUGGUACCAGCAAUUGCAGGAUACUUCUGACCAGUGUGUUGCUUCUUUUAGUGGACUGACUGACUGCAAAGACAAUCAGGUGAAGAAUAUCAGAAUGGAUCUCCAAAAAGCAGCCAGCAUUCCUGUGAGCCAGAUUUCUACGAUAGCAGGCUCUCAGCUGAGAGAGAUAUUUGACAAAAUCAAUAACCUGCUCUCUGGAAAGUCUGUUCAGUGUGGAGGGCGAACUGUGUCGGUGACUCAUCAUCCACAGGGUCUGGAUUUUGUUUAUUACAAACUGGCGGAGAAAUUUGUGAAACAAGGAGAGGAGGAAGUGGCUUCUCAUCAUGAGGCAGCUUUCCCAAUUGCUGUGGUGGCUUCAGGAAUCUGGGAAUUACACCCCAGGGUGGGAGACCUCAUUUUAGCUCAUAUGCACAAAAAGUGCCCCUACUCUGUACCGUUUUACCCUGCAUUCAAGGAGGGGACUCCCAUAGAAGAGUAUCAGAGGACACUUGGUUAUCAAGUUAAGGAUUCCAAGGUAGAGCAGCAGGAUAAUUUCCUGAAACGAAUGUCUGGAAUGAUCCGUCUUUAUGCUGCUAUCAUUCAACUACGAUGGCCUUAUGGAAACAAACAAGGGACUCACCCUCAUGGACUGAGCCAUGGAUGGCGCUGGCUGGCUCAAAUGUUGAACAUGGAGCCUCUCUCUGAUGUGACAGCUACACUUCUUUUUGAUUUCUUAGAGGUGUGUGGUAAUGCUCUUAUGAAACAGUACCAGGUCCAAUUCUGGAAGAUGCUGCUACUUAUUAGAGAAGACUAUUUCCACAGGAUUGAAGCAAUUACCAUCUCUGGACAGAUGGGCUCUUUAAUGCGACUUAAGCAAUUCUUGGAGAAAUGUUUGCAGCGGAAGGAAAUUCCUUUACCAAAGGGUUCUCUGCCUUCUUCCUUCUGGAGGUCAUAAAUCCCAUUUUCAUCUUCACAGGCAUUCAGAAAUUUUCUGAUCUGGCUUCCUGUUACAUUCAGGGACAAGAAUACAUAGACAUGUAAACCCUACCUUUGUAUUUAUAUAUGGACACUCUGGAUAUUUUCAACUGAAACAUUUUUUUACCUAUCUUUCAACAUAUUUUAUGUUGAAUAGAAAUUGGAGCUUCAGUAACUUUUCUCCUCUAAUUUACUUUGCAUAUUAUUUCAUGCCAUUCUGUUUGCAUUUGUUUAGCUUUAUGGACUCUACUGUGUAUUAUGGAAUGUGAGAGACUCCUUCAUUCCUUGAACAAAUACAGUGAAUCUGUCAAAUAUAUAAACUAGUCUAAAUACUCCAUUAUACUUCAGAGUUGAUUAACAUUAAGCAGUGGCUUUAAGGCAGAAAUUUUGUUCUGAUCAGUCUGUCAGUUUUUACAUGAAAUUGCCAAUAGAAAUACCUCAGUACCUUAGUUAUAUUAAGGUCUAAAUUUAAGAAAUCCUUCUGUAAAACUUGUGUAUAAGUAUUUUAAAGUUAUUGUUUGUAUUAAAGGCAUUAGAGUCCAUGUGAAAAUUCAUUUUGUAUCUGACUGCCCUAAAGUCCAAAGAAGCAGCAGAUGUGUUAAUGAGGCUGAUUUGACAUCUGUCACAUGCAACUUUGUUCUUAGAGAUAGCAAUGAUCUCCAUCUUUCCUCAGGGAGGGCCUUAAAAUCAACAGCUCUUUCAUUUUAACUUAGAAAUUCUGAUUUCUGCUAAUGAUGCAACAUUCCUUAUUUAUAUGCGUUAAACUUGGUUUUACACUUAUAUAGACAAUAUAAUGGCUUCUGAAGAAUAGUUCACUGUUUUUUGUUUCUUGUUUUUUUUAAUGUGUAUAAUAUUUUUACUAUGCAUUUCAUGAAACUAGAAGGAACUCUGCACCCAUUGUCCACCAUAUGAAAUAAAGCUUUUUUUGUCUGUAAAAAAACCCAAAGGUGAAAGAGCACAUAACAGCUUUGUGUCUUCAUCAGUAAUAAUAUUGUGCUAUUAUAUGAAGAAAAUAGAAGACACUAUCCCCUUGGCUUAUCUAAAAAUGAACUGAACAAUGGUAUCGACCUAUGUAGGAAAAAAAAGCCUUUAAUUUGGACUGACAUGGAUUGUAUUAGUUUUACUACAGUUUGUGUAUGGAAGUACUGAAAUAAUUUCAUAGUAAGAGUGUAAUGGUGAAUUAUUGUAAGAAUGGUUCAUUCUAGAUUCUAAUUGAAAAGGAUGUGAAGUUUAAAACUUUUUUUAACCUAAAGCUGCUGCAGUUUACUUUUCUCUGCUGGUGCCUGUGAUGGUGCCAAGUAAGUUUCUGGGAAUCCCUAAUAGAUGACUACCAAUAAUGCGGUUUUGGGUGGUCAAGCUGAUGUUAUUUUUGACAGCUGGGGGAGUGCAAGUACGUCACUUGAGAGGCCAUUGAAGAGGUAGCGAUUAUGUGCUAUAUGUUAAUAUGUUCCCCAUUUCUAGUGGACAGGUCUCUAUAUUGUAAUUGGAUAGAUAAUUGACACUCUGACAGGAAGAGAUUUAAUAUUAAAUUAUAUGGCUAACCAGAGGGUGUCUUAUUCAGAAAUAGGGUGGGACAAUGUGGAAACAUGUCUAUCAUUGCACAUAGUAUAGCAUUUCAGGUUUUGAUCCAGAAUCUUCCUCCACCUGCCCUCAUUGCACUGCUCAUGUGCUUCAACUGCACACUGGAGGGUCAUAUCUAGUAUUGAGGAGCUAAUUCAUUUUGCAUAUUUAUUUGAUAUUGGACCUCUUUGCUGAGUAUUGACAGCCUUGUAAUGAGAGCUGAACUGAGCUGGAUUCCAAAUCGCUGGACUGGACACCAACAGACUCAUUUUUCAUAGGCCACUUAACAGCCAUCAUAUGGUAGCCACUUGCUUGCUGUUGUCUUAGGCUCUGUUUGAAGUAGGUACUAGAAUUAACUAUCACUCACUGUUAUAGAUUUCCCACAAACCAACCAGACUCUCUCUUUUUUCCCCUCUCCCUUUGUAUAUUUGAAGACCCUUUAAUUCAGAAAUAGUUCAAUAGUUCAGGUAAAAGUUGUUCUAACAAAAUGAACAGGAUUUUACAUUGUCAUAUGUUUCUGCAUUUUUUUCACUGAGACCUCCAAAAAUGUCUUGAAUGAAGAGCAAGUUCUGAGAGAGAGGAAAACAAGUAAAAUCUCAUUACGUGAUCUGUAUGUAUUUGGGAAAUGACCACUGAAGCAAAGAUUUUCACAAAACACUGCUACAAACACUGCUCUACAAAACACUACUACAAACAAUACUUAAAGCAAGAUUUUGGGUAUAUAAGAUGAUCUACUGACAAAACUUAUACUACAGUGUUUAAUAUAUAUCUGUAUAGCUUAAAUUUUAUAUCUUGAACUUUCCCAGGAAAUGCAUGGGGAAAAUUCCUAGAUAAAAGAAGAAAACUUUUUUUUUUUAAAGUUUGAUUGCUUGGAGUUGGUAAUACUGAUAGCUGUUCUAGAUAUAAUGUUGUUAAAAGGAGAUAGGAGGAAAUUGUCAAAAGUGCAAAGAGCAAUAAGGUACUCAAGAUCUAGUGCCUUGUAAAAUUUCUUCCACUGUUCCAAUUUAUUUAGUGUAGCGUCUAUUCUUUACAAUGCAAUUAAAUACAUUUCUCUUCAUUCAUUUUUACUAUCUAAUGCUUACUCUUAUGGCCAUCUUGGAUAAUGUUUCUGUUUAAUACUGAAAAUAUUGAAUAUUUUGGUUUAAUAUUAUAGAUUUUUAUUGUGUGGAUCAUGUUUUAUGACAAUAUGCAAGGCAGAAAGCUUUGUAUAUUUUAGUUAUUUGGGGAUAUUGAUGACGGUGCAUGCUUUUAUAAAUAUCAUAAGGAUGUUGAGAUUUUCUGCCUUAGGUAUAAAAAGGCUUUUGCAAUGGAUUGCCAUGAUUUUUGAAACUAUAUUUAAAUGCAGCAAUAAAUGUAUUUUUAAAAAUGUUUCCACUUUAUGUAAUUAGCAUAAUCAAAAUGUAACCCAUACUUUAGGCACUACUAGAGACAAUUAUGAGCUACCCCCCAAAAGGUGGUAGCUCAUUGGAUCUAGUGAUGUCUAAGGUAAGUUUCUGUUGCAACUGCUUUUACUGUUUGACAAUUUGAGUGUUGGCCAUUUUGCCCUAGUCCAGGAUAUUUAGAGAUCAUCUCAAUGCAAAAUGUAAUGGCAUGUAUUUACAUAAUUCCAAAUGCAUGUAAAGGAUUUGUUUUAAGUACAUAUACUGCAUGUUCAUUUAAAAUACGGUGGAAAUGGGAAAUCUCAGACGUGAAAUACUGUUGUACAUUGAGGACUUGAUUGGAUUUAAAUUGCUGUGACUCAUAUUUCCUCUGUUGCAGUCCUAUAGGUAUUGAUGCAAUGUCAGUAGAAGAUUUUUGUUUUAGCUUAAUUGCUUUAACAACCUUCACAGGAGUUGAAAGAAAAUGUAUGUUUGUGUUUUUAAUAAAGAACAAAACCUCAAAACUCUGAUCCCAUAUAUUAACUGACUUACUGGAGCUAUCUAGCUAAAAAUAACAGAGAACAACAUAGUUUACAGGGUAUAAUUACAGCAUCAAAUGUUUCUAUUAAAAUGAGACUUUUUUUAGUUGUUGCUCUGUGUACCAGCUUUAUAUAAAAAGAAAAACCUCUCAGCUAUGCAAAUGCUCAAUAUUUUGAAAUGGAUCCUUUUUACCUUGCAUAGGAGUCUAAAAUGUAGACAGUUUGUAUGUUUAACAGUAAUGCAAAUUGAAGGUGCCGCUGCCCCUUUUAGUUGUAUUAUAAAAAUCUAAACUUUGCUUCAUGUUCAUUUUUAUUGUAAAUUAAAAGUUUUUAUGUAAACAUUCUGCUUUUUUUUGUUCAACUUUACAAGUGUGUGCUACAGGCAGGAACCUGAAAGUGAGGGACUAAGAGCAUGAAAAUAAACAUUCCCCUGAUGGAAAAAAUGAA